This is a messenger RNA of Pocillopora verrucosa, 1284 nucleotides long. RefSeq names its product zinc metalloproteinase nas-4-like. Lineage: Eukaryota; Metazoa; Cnidaria; Anthozoa; Scleractinia; Pocilloporidae. Gene Ontology annotation, cellular component: membrane. Gene Ontology annotation, molecular function: zinc ion binding; metalloendopeptidase activity. The record is from RefSeq and is a predicted model, not a curated record. Gene Ontology annotation, biological process: proteolysis.
AUGAAAAUUAAUUAUUCAAUUUUAGUUCUUUGCCUUUUGGGAUGUUAUGUGAAAUUGCAAUCAGUUGCAGCUGUUGACUCCUCAUUAGAAAUAGAAGUUGAAUUAGAAGAUUCCCCAAAGAUAAAUGGUGUCAGGAAUAGAUCUAAACGAAACUUCGUCGCGUUCAAACGCCAUCGGUGGUACUCGAAAACAAUCCCAUACAUCUUGGACAAAUCUUUAGGAUCAUCAGGGAAACAAGCCUUCAGAGAAGCCGUCAAGGAGUUUCGGGGAAAGACUUGUCUCAGAUUCACUCCCUACACAAAUGAGAAAGAUUACCUUUGGGUUUAUCGAGGAUCAGGAUGCUCCUCCGUUACUGGGAGAUCUGGCGGCAACCAAACUAUGUCUCUUGGAGAGGGUUGCCAUAGAAAGGGUGUUGUCAUCCACGAGCUGCUGCAUGCACUGGGUAUGACGCACGAACAUUGCAGAGCCGACAGAAACGAGUUCAUCAGGAUCAACAUGGAAAAUAUCAAGAAAGAUGCCAGGAUUGAGUACCGGGUAUGGAGAGGUUUCGUUACUAAAGAGCCUUACGACUAUGGAUCCAUAAUGCACUAUGGGUUCAACUUCUUCAGCAUCGAUCCCAAGAAACCAACCAUUGUCAAGUUAAUGCCUGGUGGUAAGCAGAUGGGCCAAAGAAAAGGAUUCUCAGAUCUUGAUUUGAGAAAAAUUAACAGGUUCUACAACUGUUUGAAUUACAUUAAAUCAAUUCCAGCGCCCGAAAAGGAAGUUUUCAAGAUAGUGUCAGGAGACUGUGACUUUGAGCAAGGAUUUUGUAAUUGGGAAAACUGGAUCAACAAAGAACAAGAUCAAUUUGAUUGGAAGAUAGGGACAACUGUGAUCAAAACUUGUCCUGGAACAAACCUGCAACACCCUUCUAAACCGUUCGUUACUGGAAGUUUCAUCUUCUUCGAUAAACCGCUACGCAAACCCGCCGAGUACAUGAGCAGCAGCGUGCUUUCUAGUGAAGGAUUCUUCACAGGACUGAACUGCCUAAGUUUCCACUAUUGCAUGCAGUCAGGUGGAUAUCUGCGAGUGUUUAUAAAGGAGGCCGAGUCAAAAGAGAAGAACCCGUAUGUUUUGAUCUGGGAAGAGAUGGGUCUGCAAGGAAACAGACUGGACAAGAUGGAGAAAACGAUUUCAGGCAAUAUGAUCAAGAUUUAUAUCGAAGGAAUAAAAAGCCCUAAUCAAGAUGGAUUUGUCGCCGUUGAUGACAUUAGCGUCAAUCAGGGAAAGGCUUGUGUUGGGUAA